AUGAUGCUCAUCGGUGACACAUUCGGCUUUUAUCAAUUAGUGCUUAGAAAGCACUCAUGCAGACUUCGCUAUAUCCUUCAUCAAUUGAACAGUGGACAGUUACCACUAGAAGAUCUGAAACGGAAUAUUGAAUAUGCGGCACUGGUGCUUGAGACGGCGUAUAUGGAUGAAACUCGGCGGAUAUGCGAUGAGGACGAUGAUUUGGCCGAAGUUACCCCGGAAACCGUCCCAGACGAGGUUCGAGAAUGGUUAGCGGCAACUUUCACUCGACAGACAGCCGGUAAGAAGCGCGAAAAGCCGAAAUUUAAAUCGGUGGCAAAUGCGAUUCGUACUGGAAUCUUCUUCGACAAACUCUUCCGCAAGCAACAAAAUGUUCACUGCCCGAUUCCACUCGAAAUUGCCGAGCUGCUUAGGGAGGUCAACUCAUGGUCUUUCAAUCCGUUCCAUUUGAAUGAGGUGUCAGAAGGCCAUGCACUGAAAUACGUCGGGUUCGAGCUCUUCAAUAGAUAUGGAUUCAUGGAUCGCUUCAAGAUUCCGCUACCUGCUUUUGAAAAUUUUCUUCAUGCGUUGGAGCAAGGCUACAGUAAGCACAAUAACCCUUACCAUAACGUCGUUCACGCAGCUGAUGUUACUCAGUCGUCACACUUCAUGCUCAGCCAAACCGGGCUUGCGAACAGCCUCGGAGACUUGGAAUUGCUGGCGGUUUUGUUUGGAGCCCUAAUACAUGACUACGAGCACACCGGUCACACGAACAACUUCCAUAUUCAGUCGGGAUCUAAUUUCGCGCUUUUGUAUAACGAUAGGAGUGUUCUCGAAAACCAUCACGUCUCAGCGUGCUUCCGACUGAUCAAAGAAGAAGACAAGAACAUCUUCUCGCAUCUUACCAGGGACGAAUUUAGGGAACUGCGUAGCAUGGUGAUCGACAUCGUCUUAGCGACGGACAUGUCCACUCACUUCGUUCAGAUCAAGACAAUGAAGAAUAUGCUGUCCCUUCCAGAAGGAAUCGAUAAGAACAAGGCGUUAUGCUUGAUCGUACAUGCAUGUGACAUAUCGCAUCCUUCUAAACCGUGGCUGCUUCACCAACGAUGGACGGAAGGCGUUCUCGAGGAGUUCUUCCGGCAAGGGGAUCUCGAGGCGUCGAUGGGUUUGCCAUAUUCACCGCUUUGUGAUCGACAUACAGUGCUCGUGGCUGACAGUCAAAUAGGUUUUAUCGAUUUUAUCGUCGAGCCAACGAUGGUAGUUUGUGGUGAGCUGCUGACGAAAAUGGUUGAGCCACUCGUCUCUCUACCUCCGUCCGACACGCUAUUCCCUCCAAAUGGAGAUCAGAGUGAGGCCACUAGUCCUGGUUUAGCGCACAGUCCGUUACCAGAGGCUAGGACAUCCGUGUCGCCAUCAGCGUCUAUUCGUCGUCUUCCGCUCAACUACUGCGGUAAACUUGAUAUUCCUACACCGUGGAUGAAGUUCUUGCAUGACAAUAAGGCCAAUUGGAAAGAACGUGCUAACGAGGAAGAAGAGAUUUAA
Molecule: messenger RNA, 1521 nt
Organism: Angiostrongylus costaricensis
Lineage: Eukaryota; Metazoa; Nematoda; Chromadorea; Rhabditida; Metastrongylidae
Source: the annotation of a GenBank genome assembly